UAGCAGACGUUGAAGUGUGUCCACACUGAGCAUCCAGGAUGACUGGGAUUAUUCUGUUUCUCUUGUUUCUAGCGUUUCCUCUUUACAAGACGGAGGAGCAUGUUGUCAAUGAGCUGUAUACCCUGAUAGAAAAGGGUCAGAGCAGCUUUGUGGAUCCAGCUCCGAGCAACCAGAGUCGGAUGGUGGUUAAAGAGCCCUCCCUGCCCAUCAACGAGCUUCUAGAGAAGAGCAGCAAGAGCGGCGAGUCCAAAUUCACCCUCCAUCCUCUACCCUCUGCUGUCUGGCCAAAGCACAGUGACCUGGCCCCCAUCCCUCGCCAUCAUGGCCCCCACAACAAGAGCAAAAAGGGCCCCAAGAGCGACCGUCUGGUGGAGCACAACAGCGAGAAAACCAGAGGAGAAGUUGCUGGUCUGCUUCCCAAAACCCCGCUGACGGGAGCCGCAGCUGCUGCCACCAACCGCACGGUGCAGAAAACCAACCAGGACACCCAUUCCAACGUCAGUCCUCCUCAGCAGAGUGAACCAGACGGACACCCCAACUCCAGACCCAGAGGUCCACCACACACACAGCCUCAGGCCCAGCCGCCACACCAACCGCCCCCUUCCCCACGCAGGGAUCCCCCCAACAGACGGCUGGACCAAGAGGAGAACCGGCCGGGGAAGUCCAGCCUCUAUCAGUCUGGUAUCGGUGCAGCGACCCGGAACAACAGCCGCCCGCCGGUCGUCUUCAACCGGCGCUCCUCCAGCCUGCUUUACCAGUUCGACAUCCUGAGGCGAGAGUCCGACUUCACACAUGAUGCCUUCUGCAUGAGCGAGUGCAGGAAGGAGAAGGACGAGAGAGAGUAUUACUGCUACAGUGAGUUUGCUGUCAACGGGAUCGUUCACGACAUCGACGUGUUGCGUAAAGGAAUACGCCUCAUUACACUGAUGGUGAGCAGCGAUGGCUUCUACAAGAUGAGUCGCCUCUAUGUGACCCCAGACAGCUUUUUCUUCAAAGUCCGUCUUCUGGUCCUGGACACCUACAAGUGCAGCAAACCCUGCCCUGACAUCAAACUGGGGACCAGAUACGUCAUAAUGGGCCAGAUCUACCACCGGCGGCGCCAUCUUCCCAGUGACCUCCUGAACCUGCUGGGGGGUAAACUGAAGCCCGGAGACGGCCUCCUGCGAAGCAACAACUACGUCAAGAGGUUCAACAAACGGAGGCACCAGAAAGCCCUGGAGGCCACCCGCUCCAGGUGUAGGUGAACCAGAGAGAAGAGACUAUCGCCCCCUGCUGCAGGGGAAGAGACACUGCAGCUUACCUGAACUGAUCGUAACCAACCCCUCAGUAUUGUGCAAGAUGGAAGACAUUUUGCGGAAGGCAUGGAUUUAUUUUUCAUAUUGACUGCUAUGAUAAUCCCGGUUCAUCUUUUUUACCCCUCUGUAAAGCUCCUGAAGUACUGACUUGUGGACUCUUUGAUAGAAAACAUAAGCAGCUUCAAUUAAAUGGACUUUCCAUUUCAAUUUUGUAAAGUUUGGGGCAUCAAACGAGGGUGUUCCCACUAUUAUUUUCUCAAUAUAACGACUCCACUUAAACUCCUCAUUCAUUCAUGGCUGGCUCAUGAAGUCCCUAAAGUAAAAAAAACUGGCUCAUUUUUAAAGGUUGUGUCGAGAAGGUAAGCCAUUGCGAAAAGUUGAAAAAACGUGCAAAAACUCUUCCAUGACUCGCUGCCCGACGACCUAUGCUAACCUUAACAAUUCAAGGUCAAUGCCUAACCUUAACUACUUGACAUAAAUGCCUAGCCUUAACUAUUCAAGGUCAAAGCCUAACUUUAACCAUUCAAGGUCAAUGUUUCACCUUGACCGUUCAAGGUCAAUAUCUAACCUUAACUAUUCAAGGUCAAUGCCUAACUUUAACUAUUCAAGGUCAAAGCCUAACUUUAACCAUUCAAGGUCAAUGCCUGAUCUUAACUAUUUCAGAUCAAUGUCUAACCUUGA
Molecule: messenger RNA, 1976 nt
Organism: Sebastes umbrosus (honeycomb rockfish)
Lineage: Eukaryota; Metazoa; Chordata; Actinopteri; Perciformes; Sebastidae
Exons: 5
Coding region: 39-1244 (401 amino acids)
Molecular function (GO): protein binding
Source: RefSeq, a predicted model, not a curated record